This is a messenger RNA of Salarias fasciatus (jewelled blenny), 2180 nucleotides long. It is a transcript of the gene lingo1b, whose product is annotated as leucine rich repeat and Ig domain containing 1b. The record is from RefSeq and is a predicted model, not a curated record. The coding region runs from base 285 to 2156 and encodes 623 amino acids. Gene Ontology annotation, cellular component: plasma membrane. The transcript is spliced from 2 exons. Gene Ontology annotation, molecular function: protein binding. Lineage: Eukaryota; Metazoa; Chordata; Actinopteri; Blenniiformes; Blenniidae.
UCGGUCUCUGCUAGGUGCAGCAUGUAUGUGAGCGUGUGUGAGCCAGCAGAGCCGCCCGUGUGUUUACAUGUCAGCCUAUCAGUGCUGCCGGAUUUAGCGCAUCUGGAGAGGACGGAGGCAUCUCUCAAAUGCCCCCUCAGACAAGGGAUUCUCAUCUCUGCUCAUAUCCCAUCUCUCCCAUUUGAAUCUCGCCUGCCCUGAAUCCUGCAUCCCUGUCUCCAUGCUUUCGGAGGCAUUUUGAAUUUCCUUGGCAACAUGGAGCUGCCUGAAUUAGAAUUCUCUGCAUGACAGUCCUGGUAAGCAGUAGGAUGGUGUCGGCAGAGGCAGGUGGGCACAGCUACUUGGUGGCAUGCUGGCAGCCCAUCCUGAUCCUCAUGCUCGGCACCGUCCUCUCCGGCUCCACCACCGGUUGCCCCUCCCGAUGUGACUGCAACGGUCAGGAGCGCUCAGUCGUGUGUCAUCGACGGAGACUGGCAGCUCUUCCCGAGGGGAUCCCCACAGAAACAAGGCUGUUAGACCUGAGUAAGAACCGUCUGAAGGCUCUGGGACCUGAGGAGUUCAUCAAUUACCCUCAGCUGGAGGAGCUGCAACUCAACGAAAAUACAAUUUCAUCCAUUGAGCCAGGGGCUUUUAGCAACCUUAUGAACCUUCGGAUUCUGGGUUUGCGCGACAACCGGCUGAAGCUCAUUCAGUUGGGAGUUUUCACUGGCCUCACCAACCUCACUCAGCUGGAUAUUAGUGAGAACAAACUUGUCAUUCUGCUCGACUAUAUGUUUCAGGAGCUGUACAACCUGAGGGCUUUGGAGGUUGGCGACAAUGACCUAGUUUUCAUCUCACCGCGAUCAUUUCAUGGUCUUAGCAACCUUGAGAGCCUCAACAUUGAGGGAUGCAAUCUGGCCUCAGUGCCUACUGAUGCCCUUAGCCAUCUACAUAACCUGUUGUCACUUCGAUUACGGUAUCUCAACGUCACUGUCAUAAGGGAUUACUCCUUUAAAAGGCUGAAUCAGCUCAGAGUGCUGGAAAUUUCUCAUAUGCCUGCUCUGGAUACCAUGACCCCGAAAUGCUUGUUUGGACUCAACCUUACAUCACUGUCCAUCACAAACUGUAAUCUCACUGUCAUCCCCUAUCAAGCUAUCAGUCACUUGAGGUACCUUCGGUUUUUGAAUCUGUCCUUCAACCCAAUUCAUACUGUGGACGGGAACCAACUGUUCAAUCUGCAAAAGCUGCAGGCUUUUCAUCUGGCAGGUGGGAGGUUAGCUGCCAUUGAGCCUUACUCUUUCCGAGGUCUCAACCAUCUCCGCCUGCUUAAUGUGUCCAGCAACAGCUUGAGCACGCUGGAGGAGUCGGUUUUCCACUCAGUGGGGAAUCUGGAGACCCUUGCUCUGUACAACAACCCUCUGGCCUGCGACUGUCGCUUGCUCUGGGUCUUCCGUCGAAGGUGGAGACUCAACUUCAACCGACACCAGCCCAUGUGUGCUUCGCCUGAGGUCGUGCAAGGAAAAGAGUUCAAGGAUUUCCCAGACAAACUCCCUCCUGAGUAUUUCAUCUGCCAGAAAUCAAAGAUCAAGGAUUAUAAGGUGCAAGAAAGCCAUGUAGACGAAGGAACCACGGUGCAUUUUGCCUGCCAAGCUGAAGGUGAUCCAAUUCCUGUUAUAAUGUGGCUGUCCCCCAAGAAGGAAUACAUUACUACCAAAACUGUGGCCUCGAGACUUUCUGUGUCUAACGAGGGUACUUUGGAGGUGCGAUAUGCCCAAAUCCAAGACAAUGGUACCUAUUUGUGCAUUGCAAGUAAUGCAGCGGGAAAUGACACCAAAGCUGCUCACCUCUUUGUGCAUAGCUACUCCCCGAAUUGGCCCCACCAGCCAAACAAGACAUUUGCCUUCAUUUCAAACCAGCCAAGCGAUGAAGGGGCGAAUGUGACCCGGGCUACAGUUCCAUUUCCAUUUGAUGUGAAGACACUUAUCAUUGCUACCACCAUGGGAUUUAUUUCUUUCCUCGGAGUAGUCCUCUUCUGUCUUGUAAUAUUAUUCCUCUGGAGUAGAGGGAAAGACAAUACAAAGUCAAGUAUAGAGGUUGAAUAUGUGCCACGCACAGAGGAAACGGAGGAGACCAGCCCGGCUGAGGCACCUGUACAAUUCAACAUGAAAAUCAUGUGAACACAAGGUGGUCAUGUAAGCUUA